GCUCGGCUCCUCCGCCCCAGGCCAUAGCUGCUCCCAGCCUGGGCCGCUACUUAACACCGCCCCCAGCUCUGCGCGGAAGGGCUCUCGAAUCGUAAACGCGAACGUGGAGCUCAAUUUCUGAUCUGCUUCUAACUGCUUCCCGUGGCUACAGAAGGAAGAGGCGGAGUGUAAGGCUAUCCCCCAGGCUUGCGCUAAUACUACAGCUGAACAGUGCAGCCUCCUGGGUUUCAGAAGGUGUCCUCAAACUUCUCCAACAUCUAGCAUUUUAGUCCGACUGUCCCGGCGGCUCGGAGACCAAGCUACAGCCAAUAUGAUGGAUGACGACACGGAGCUGAGGACUGACGGCAACUCCCUUUUAAAGGCUGUGUGGCUGGGGCGGCUACGGCUGACCAGACUCCUGCUGGAAGGGGGCGCCUACAUCAACGAGAGCAAUGACAAAGGAGAGACGGCACUCAUGGUGGCGUGCAUCACCAAGCACGCGGACCAGCAGAGCAUCAGCAAGUCCAAGAUGGUGAAGUACCUGCUGGACAACAGGGCAGACCCCAACAUCCAGGACAAGUCGGGCAAGACCGCGCUCAUCCACGCCUGCAUCCGGAGGGCCGGCGGGGACGUGGUCUCCUUGCUCCUGGAGAAUGGAGCUGACCCCAGCCUCGAGGACCGCACUGGGGCUUCCGCGCUGGUGUAUGCGAUCAAUGCGGACGAUAAGGAUGCGCUGAGACACCUCCUCGAUGCCUGCAAGGCCAAAGGGAAGGAGGUGAUUAUUAUAACCACGGAUAAAUCGUCCUCAGGCACCAAAACCACCAAACAGUAUCUUAAUGUCCCUCCUUCACCCAAAGUGGAAGACAGACAGUCACCUCCCCUGUGUACGUCUCCCUCUGACAUCGAGCUGAAGGCCCCGGGCCUGGGCUGUCCGCCUAGUGAGAAGGAAGAUGACUUCUUCAGCCUCCAGACAGGGCAUGCAAGUGGUGGCGGUGCCUCCAAAGUUCCGAAUGAGCCCGUAUCACCCACCAGGAAAGUCGGGAAUCUCAAAAGGGCCCGUUUGCCCCAACUGAAGAGGCUGCAGUCUGAACCCUGGGGCCUGAUCGCUCCCUCUGUGCUGGCAGCCUCGGCGCGCCAGGACGAGACCCACGGCACCAGCACCGACAAGAGCCUCGGUGACGUGUCCUUCCCCAAAAGGGGGCCCCUGUCCAGAACCAACAGUAUCGACGGCAAAGACCUGGCUCUCUUCCCCACGGUUGCCGAGCAGGUCCUCAAGAUUCCAGCCUCUUCGGCACCAGCCUCCUGGAAAGCAGCCUAUGAGAAAGGUCAGGCUCCCCACCCGCGCCUGGCCAGAAGGGGAACUCUCCCUGUGGACCAAGAGAAGGGCAUUGUGGGUCCACCAGGACCCUCUUCUCUCAAGGAACCAGCGGCCCUCAAAUGGCUAGAAAAUGACCUCUACGAUUUGGAUUUACAGCCAGGGACUGACCCGCCCGGUACCAUUUCCCUAGAAUCCGGCAAAGGACCCUUAGACAGAAAGAAACUCAACAGCUCCCAUCUGUCUCUCUUCCAUGGCUCCCGAGAGUCCCUGGAUGCAGCCGCCAACACAUCCCCCAGCUCAGCACGCCGCAGGCCACCGCACCUUCUAGAAAGACGAGGAUCUGGAACUCUGCUCCUAGACCGCAUUUCUCAGACCAGGCCUGGCUUCCUUCCACCUUUAAAUGUGAAUUUGAACCCACCAAUCCCGGACAUUCGAUCUAGCAGCAAACCGUCUUCCCCACUGGCCAGUGGCUUAAAGUCUAUGGUCCCCGUGGCUCCAAGUUCACCGAAGAGAGUUGACAUGAGAAGUAAGAAGAAGCUCCUCAGAAGGCACUCCAUGCAAAUCGAGCAGAUGAAGCAGCUGUCCGACUUCGAAGAAAUCAUGACCUAGAAGAUUUUAGGAAGCUCCCCCCACCCCCCAAAUCUGUAUAAUUUAUGGAGGGGCACCGUCAUCGAGACCAGUACAGCCAUGUGGAUUGGCCACCUCCCUAAUGUCACUGUGCGGCCACAUCAGAAGGUGCAGAUGCAGGGUGCCGCUCCACUCCCGAAAUAAACCCAGGCGUUAUUUCAGAAUGUUCUUUCUGAAAUAAUCCCUGGGUUUUUAUAGGCCUGUUUGAAAAAAGCUUGGGAUAAUUGGGUUUUGGAGAUGAAAUUAAAAAAAAAAAUUCUCCAAAGGAAGAAAAGUUUUGGAGUUUGAAGGUAACAGCGAUCUAGUCUGUGGGUACCAGUUAUGUUCUAUCCAACAAACAGAAAGCGAGAAUCUAAAAUCACAAGGUGGCAUGGCGAGUGUGUCAUUUGUAAUAAAUCUAUGAAGUGCCUACAAAGAAAUGAGGAUUGGACAUUUGUGAGAAUAUGGAGAAAUUCAAAACCACCCCUUAGGCUGCUCAGUCUGGGUAUCCGGGUUCUCCGAUGUGAGAUUUCCCAUGGAGGAGGUUCUGCCAUGUGCCCUGUUGAGCAUGGCAGCUCUCCGGUAACACACUCUGUUCACAUACUAAUUGGGGUGUGCUCUGGGUCCCCACAUAGCACACCUACCUGGACCCCAGAUUCUGAUGUGUCACACAGCUGGUGCCUUAGAGAUGAAACUUUCCCCAGAGCCCUAACCGAGGCUCUGUACUGAAAUCUUGUGAAAACAUACAAAGUGAAUUAACUUGGCCUUGAACAUAACACAGUUUGUAGAAUAGACCUGUAAGGAACAUUUCCUCCUCCUCCUCCUCCUCCUCCUCCUCCUCCUCCUC
This is a messenger RNA of Tupaia belangeri chinensis (Chinese tree shrew), 2750 nucleotides long. It is a transcript of the gene ANKRD34C, whose product is annotated as ankyrin repeat domain 34C. Gene Ontology annotation, molecular function: protein binding. The transcript is spliced from 2 exons. The record is from RefSeq and is a predicted model, not a curated record. The coding region runs from base 311 to 1906 and encodes 531 amino acids. NCBI's taxonomy places the organism in Eukaryota, Metazoa, Chordata, Mammalia, Scandentia, Tupaiidae.